This is a messenger RNA of Elgaria multicarinata webbii, 585 nucleotides long. RefSeq lists its product as uncharacterized. The record is from RefSeq and is a predicted model, not a curated record. NCBI's taxonomy places the organism in Eukaryota, Metazoa, Chordata, Lepidosauria, Squamata, Anguidae. Bases 1 to 585 code for a protein of 194 amino acids. The transcript has a single exon.
AUGGGUUUUUCUAAGAGCAUUGCAGACCCUUGUCUUUACACGAAGGGGAGUGGUAAGGAUUAUAAAGCCUUAAUUUUGUUUGUUGAUGACAUUUUGAUAUCUUGUUAUAGUGACGCAGAGGUCCAAAAAGUAGCACAGCAGUUAGCUAGUAAGUAUAACUUGAAAUCCCUAGGGCCAGUGAAAAAUUACCUGAGAGUAGAAGUUAAACAAACGGAGGACAGAAGCUUUCUGCUAAGUCAAAAGCAGAAAAUUGAAAUGUUACUUGAACAGUGUGAGAUGCAAGACUGCAAACCAGUGAAAAGCCCCAUAGAACUGAACAUACAAAGUACUUUACAAAGUGAAUGUUUUAGCAACCCAGAUUUGUAUCGGUCUGUAGUUAGAAUGUUGUUGUACUUAGUUAACUGGUCUAGGCCAGAUUUGUCAGCUUCUGUCGCCAUUUUAAGCAAGUUUGUUGCAAAGCCCACAAUACCAGCCUGGAAUGCCCUGAAAAGAGUUUUAAGGUACCUAAAAGGCACCUUAGAGCACGGAUUAAGUUUAUCUGCAGAGCCAGAUGAAGAUUUAUUGUGCUAUGUGGAUUCAGAUUAG